Molecule: messenger RNA, 3267 nt
Organism: Paramecium pentaurelia
Lineage: Eukaryota; Ciliophora; Oligohymenophorea; Peniculida; Parameciidae
Source: the annotation of a GenBank genome assembly
AUGAAUUUUCAAGAAUAACUUUAGUAAAUUAUUUAGGGAAUAUUCUCUCAAAAUAAUUAGAGUAGAAAAUAAGGGGAAGAUCGGUUAGCUUAACUUAGAGAAGCUUAACCAAAUGAAUUUGUAAUGCAAAUGCUCAAUCUUUGUAGACAUGAGGAAUUAAAAAUUAGGCAAUUUGCUCCAGUUUACUUGAGAUAUAGUCUAUCGAGGUUUGCUCCAAAGAGUCAUAAGAAUGUGUGGAAUUAAUUGAUUGUAGAAACCAAAGAAAUUGUAAAGUUGCAUCUAUUUUAAUUUAUUGAAGUGGAAAAUAGUCAUAUAGUCAGAAAUUAAUUAUGUGAUACAAUAGGAGAAAUAGGUGGAUCUUUGUAUGAAAAUGAUAACCAUAAUGAAUGGCCAAAUUUACUACCAACAUUAUGGUAAAUGUUUUUGUCAUCAAAUAAUGAUAUAAUAGAAUGUGGUUUUAAAAUUCUAGGGAAUCUAUUUAUGUAUUCUAUUGAUUAAUUUGAUAAAUAUUAACAAGAUCUUCAUACUUUAUUUGUUUAAGGAUUGGUAAGUCCAUAAAUUAAAAUUAAAUCAUCUACUAUGCAUGCUUUAGGCAAUUAUAUUAAAUAUUCAUUACCUAUAUAAUAUAAGAUCUUUUAAGAUUUAAUAUCAAAUAUGAUGAAAUCUGCACUUGAAAUUACAAUUUAAGAUCAAUCAUUAGGUGAAGGUAUUAUGGAAGUCUUUUCAAAUAUAGUGGAUUCUAAACCUAAAUUUUUAAGAAAGUAGUUUAAUAUAUUCUUUAAUGGAAUUUAUAGUAUGUUUAGAGAAUCCUAAAUAGAGAAUGGUGUUAAGAGAAUUGGAACUGAAACUUUAUUGAGUAUGGUUGAAAAGUUUCCAGGAUUGUUUAAAUUUGAAAAAAUCUAUUUAAUGUAAGUGGUUGAAAUGAUAUUCUUUCAUAUGAUAUAAAUAAGUUCUACUAUUACUGAUGAAUGGAUGAAACCUCCAGAAGGAUUUAAUGAUGAUAUAGAAUAAGAUGAAGAUUGUGAGACAACAAGAUUUGGAAUGUCUAGUAUAGAUAGAUUAAUAGAAUCAUUAGGUAAAAAGGAAAUGUUACCUCUUUUAAAUCCAAUAGUAAGUGAAUUAUUAAGACAUUAAGAUUGGAGAUGUAAACAUGCUGCCAUAAUGGGUUUAUCUCAAGUAGGUGAAUAUAUUGAUAAUAUUGUUGAUAUCAAAUCAACAAUAGAAUUGAUAUUACCUAUGUUAAAUGAUAAUAAUUCAAUGAUACGAUAUGCUGUAUGUCAUGCUAUUGGAUAGAUUGCAGAUGAUAUGAAACCUAAAUUCUAAGAAUCUUACUUGCAUAUUGUUGUACCAUAAUUCUUGAAUCGUUUAACUGUAGAGGAUGUUCCAAGAGUAAAUUCUCAUAUUUUAGCUGCUCUUACAAAUUUUGUAGAGGGAACUGAAAAAGGUAUAGAGGCUUAUUUGCCUAAUUUAAUUUAGUUAUCAAUUAAAUUUUUGAACACAGGUAUUUCUAUUGAAAAAGAAAAUGCCAUUAGUGUUAUUGCAGCAACAGCAGAAUCAAGUAAAUUAUUUUUUAUUCCAUAUGUAAAUGAAUUACUUCCAUUAUUAUUCUAAAUAUUUUCAACUCAUCAAACAAAAUAAUAUAGAUAAUUGAAAGGUUAAGCAAUUGAAACUAUUACUUUAAUAGCUUCAGCAGUAGGAGAGUAAGUGUUUCUACCUUUUUUAGAAUAGACUGUUUAGAUUUUAAUUCAAGUAUAAACUAGUAAUUUGGAAGCUAUUGAUCCAUAAAAGUCUUAUGUACUUUCAGGAUGGUAGAGAUUGGCUUUAGUUUGUCCGUAACAAUUAGCAAAAUAUCUUGGAUAAAUUGUACCUUCCUUAUUUCAAUUAAUCUAAUAAGUGUUUAAUAUCAAUACUACAGAAUCAAAUAAAGAAUUGCAUACAUAUGAUAAUGAGGAAGCUGAAGUUGCAAUUCAUAUGUUAUCUGUCUUUAUUGAAGAACUUAAACAAUCAUUCUUUCCUUUUGUAGAGAAGUGUAUACAAUUAAUUGUACCAUUAUCUUAAUUUAAUUCUGAUGAAAACAUUCGAAGUGCUGCUUGCAAAUGUUUAGUCAGUUUGGUUAAGAAUGUUAAAGAAACUAACAAUCCAUAAUAAUUGAUAAAUGGUGCUAAGUAUUUCCUUGGAAUCAUUUUAGAAGCAGCAUUUAAAGAAUCUGAUCCCUCUGUGAUUAUUGAAUAAAUUGAUUGCAUUAAAGAAAUAAUUGAUAUUGUUUCUUAGCCAUUUAUGACAACAGAGGAAGUCACAGAAUUAUCAGAUAAAGUAUUUAAAUUAUUGUUAGAAUCAGAUAAAAGAAGGGCUGAGAAUGAGAAUUUAGCUAAGGAAGAAGAUGUAGAUGAAGAUGAAAAGAAUGCUAUAAAGGAAGAUACUGAAACAGAAGAGAAUUUACAUGGAAAGAUUGCUGAAUGUAUUGGUUCUUUAUUCAAAACUCAUAAAGAAUUUGUCUUACCUCUCUAUGAAAUUAUAUGCAAUCAAAUAUUACAAAAAGUUCUUGAUUAGCAUAAAUCUGCUAAAAUGCAUCAAUUUGGACUUUGUCUAAUAGAUUAUAUGAUUGAGUUUUUGGGAUUCCCAUAUAUCCAAAACCAUUUCAUUGAUCUUGCUUAAGCCUUAACUAUCUAUGCAGUUGAUAAAAUAUGCUCAGUCAGAUAGGUGGCUGUAUAUGGAAUAGGUUUAAUGGCUAUAAACACUCCUUAAGAAUUGUAUUUAUAAGUCUCGUAAUCUCUAUUAAAAGCAUUAGUUGAUUCUUUGAAAGCACAAAAAGAUUAAGAUGAUAAUGAAAAACACUUUGGAUAAGCAAGAGAUCAUUCAAUCUCUGCUUUAGGUAAAAUUAUUAAAUCUUAACCACAAUCAUUAGGAUAAGAUUUAAUAUAGGGUAUAGAAACAUGGUUAUAUUUAUUGCCUUUGCAAUAUGAUAAAAAAUAAGCUUAUAUUUAACAUAAUCAAUUGGCUGAAUUUAUAAUUUAAAAUGGAGAAUAAUUCGUUAAUGGUAAAUCUGAUAAUGCAUUAUAAGUACUAUUUUAUUUUAAUAUUAUUUAGAUUCUCAAAGUAUUUGCUAAUUGUUAUAAAUCAAAGUGGUCUACAACAUUUAUAGAUUCAUAGAUAGUUAAUGCUCUUAGGAUCUUUGAAUAGUUAGAUUCAGUGAAAGUAUUUCUACAAUAAAUAUUUUAAAAAUUGAGUCCUGAAGAUUAAAAGAAAUUAUUAGAUAUACCUAAAUGA